Molecule: messenger RNA, 1169 nt
Organism: Hevea brasiliensis (rubber tree)
Lineage: Eukaryota; Viridiplantae; Streptophyta; Magnoliopsida; Malpighiales; Euphorbiaceae
Product: pentatricopeptide repeat-containing protein At2g42920, chloroplastic-like
Exons: 1
Coding region: 560-1087 (175 amino acids)
Biological process (GO): RNA modification
Molecular function (GO): RNA binding; protein binding
Source: RefSeq, a predicted model, not a curated record
UGAGAUUUUAUCAAUCGGGGUUGUAAAGUUUGCAGCAUCCAAGGUCAUUGGCCCAUGUCAGGAAUCCUCUUAAUAUCAAAUUCUCCAAUUCUUGCUCUUCUGCAAAAAUGCAAAAGCGUGAUAGAGCUAAAGCAAAUCCAAAAGCACAUGAUCACCAAUGGCUUGGCUUGUUUCACCUUUAUAACCAGCAAAAUCUUAGCCUUCUGUGCACUGUCACACAAUGGAGACAUCGAUUGUGCGCAAACCGUUCUCAAUUAAAUUCAAAUACCCAAUGCCUUUAAUUUCAAUUCCAUGAUAUUGGGUUUGUCUCAAAACUCACAUCCUCAAAAGGGUCUUUCACUUUUUGCACGUAUGCUUAGCAUAGGGAUCAGACCAAAUUCCCAUAUUUUUAGAAGUUUGAUAAAAUGCUGCGUUUGCUUUUCUUGGCUUGAUCAAGUUCAUUGUUAAAUAUUGAAAUUCGGACACGUGUAUUAUAUCAUUAGUUCUAUUAUUAAUAUGUAUUCAAAGUGUGAAGCAAUGGAACUUGCUCGUCAAAUUUUUGAUUAAAGUAUUGAUCUAAAUGUGGUCUGGUUUGUGGUACUGUAGUAAUGGCUUGAUGAAUGAAGCGCGUAAGAUGUUUGAUACAAUGCCAGAGAGAAAUGAAAUUUCUUAUAAUGCAGUGGUUUCUGGGUAUGUUCGGAACGGUCAUUUCAAUGAAGCCAUUGAGUUGUUUCAAGAAUUGAAGAGUUGUAGUAGUGUGAGGUUUAGUGGAUCUCUUUUGGUUAGUGUCCUUGAUGCCUGUGCAGCAAUAGGUGCAUUUGAAGAUGGGAAAUGGAUUCAUUCCUAUGUAGAUGGGGACAGUUUGGAUUAUGAGCUCGAGAUGGGCACUGCAUUGAUAGAUUUUUAUGCUAAGUGUGGUCACGUAAAAGAGGCUGUUGAAAUAUUUAAGAAGAUGCUAUAUAAAGACGUAACAACUUGGAGUUCUAUGAUCCUGGGGUUGGCUGUCAACGGAGAUAAUGAAAGAGGAAUUGAGCUUUUUGCAGAGAUAGAGAAGAAGGGGACCUACACCCAACGCUGUAACUUUUGUCGCAGUUCUCAUUGCUUGUAAUCACAAAAUUUUGAUGAGUGUUUGGAUGGAAUAUUAUCUACUCCCAAAAUUUAAGGCAUAUUUAGUUUAACUAUUGCAUUAA